Messenger RNA from Candidula unifasciata, 1269 nucleotides. The record is from the annotation of a GenBank genome assembly. NCBI's taxonomy places the organism in Eukaryota, Metazoa, Mollusca, Gastropoda, Stylommatophora, Geomitridae.
AUGGCCACACAAGUGAGGCAAGUCAUCAGACAUCAGCCACCAGACUGGUUUACUCAACUCUACUCUCAGUCAACCAAUGCAGAAAAUCAGAGAUCAGCAUCGCAUCAAGUUCGCCAAGAAUCCCGAUUUCUGCGCAAUGAGACAGACAGUCAGACGAAAUGGGACCAGUAUUCUAAUGAUGUUCGGCUGGCUGACCGUGUUGACCAUAUUAGGAAAUGGAAGGAGAUUCUGGAGAGAACUCUCGGACAGUUAGAUCAGGAGAUUUCUGAUUUAUCUGAAGCCAAAGAAGAGACAGAGAAUGCACUGGAAGCCAUGAACCUGCCAACAGAUGUGGCCGUGGAGUGUCUGACAAUUCGCGAGGGACGUAGAAAUAUCGACCUUGUCCAGGAUGACCCUGAACAUCAACUGCAUAAGGAAGUGGAAGUCAUUGAGGGUAUCAAGAAAGCCCUGCAACAGAGAAUCUCAGACUCCUUUGAGCAGUUGUGUCUGCUGCAGGAGGCCAGGCAACAGAUCCAGGCAGACUUGCAGGACAAACACACAGCCAUGUCCAUCGACAUAGACCAGUACAACCUCUCGGAGAGGUCUCCCAACAUUAGCUUCAAGCCCAACCCCUUGCGUGUGCCCAAGGGGAGUACGACACCACAACAAUGGGAAGACUUCAGCCGCUAUAACAAAGAGCGGGCAGAUGCAGAGAUGAAAUCAUCCAACAGACUGCGAGAACAAAUCCACCAUACUCUUCACCAGACUUCAAAUGACCUUGAAGCUCAGAAACAAGCCACAGAAUACGCCUACAGAAAGAGGAUCCAUGAAUUUGAGCGAGCUAAGAACGAACUUGAGUGGCAGAAAAAAAAUACUGAAGACGAGAUCACAGAACUAGAGAAUGACAUACGUGGCAUUGAGGAAGCUAUCAGGAACAAAAUUAGACCUACCAAGAAGGCAGAGACUCGUCUAGAAAACAGAACCUAUCGCCCUAAUGUGGAACUGUGUCGGGAUGCUGCACAGUACGGCCUUGUGGAUGAGGUCAAGCAGUUGUACGCCAGCAAACACGCACUGGAGGAGAAGCUCAAACAGGCUCAACAUGCUCUGGAUGGCUUGUACAAGAAUCUGCAUCGCCUCAAUGAUGAUAUUGCACUCAAAACUCAAUCUCUACGUUUGGAUAACCAAUGUAUGGACAUACGUCAGAAGUUAGCUUCACCAGCUAAAACACAAAUUGAGAAUAAUCUCACCCUCACGGGGAUAGAAAGGAUGAAGUCUGCCAUUUUGGCUUAA